AUGGGAGAGCUCGACAGGACUUACGGCGCUGUUCUUGUGGGUGCCUUUGUGUCCGCGGUUCUAUUCGGUAUAACCAACUUGCAGACCUUCAUUUACUUCCAGCGGUACCCCCGCGACAGGAUCUGGAAUAUGGCCGCAGUCUGCUGGCUCUGGCUACUCGACGCGACGCACCUUGUGCUGUGCAUUCAUAUGAUCUACUGGUACCUCGUCACCAAUUAUCUCGACCCGCUCGCACUCUUGGAGAUCGUCUGGAGCUUCAAGGCUCAGAUCAUUGUAGAUGCGAUCGUUGUGAUCUCCGUCCAUACUCUCUACACCAUCCGCCUGUGGAAACUCAACGCUGCUGACACCCGCAAGUCCGUCUGGCGCAAGCUUCUCCCAGUAGCAGUCUCAUUUCUCGUGUUCUUCGGAGGAUACGGGACGGCAAUCAUACUCUGCUACGAAAUAACACAGUACCAGACCUAUACCGACUUGCUCUCUUCUCAGUGGGUGACCUUCCUCCCGCUCGGAGCGGCGACCUUCAUCGACGCGGUGAUCGCCCUGGCACUAUGCUAUUUCCUCGAGCGGUGCAGGCUCGGAUCGACAAGUAGCAACAUAGACUCGACCAUCACCAUCCUCAUGCUCUUCACACUCAACACGGGCGUCAUCACCAGUAUCUGCUCGCUCACAGCGAUCAUUGCAAUGGCAGCGCUGCCCACGUCAUUCGCAGUGAUCAGCGUCGAGCUGAUACUCACCAAACUCUACGUGAAUUCCUUCCUCGCAAUGUUCAACGCGCGCAACAAGCUCCGCAGCACCGGCUCCAUCGUCGACGCCGACGGCGCCAUCCUCCACCCGCUCUCCUCCAUCCACUCGCGCCCCCGCAACCUUAAAGCAACCCUGAGCGCGACGAACUCCACGGGCCGCUCGGACCUCCGCAUGAGCCUCGACCGCGACUGCGCGCCCGCGCUCGACGUCGACGUCGAGCACGGGCACAGCAUCCAUUUUGCGUUCCCGGGGUCCGCGGGGAGCCACGGGUGCGAGGAAAAGGAGGAGCUGGGGAGCUGGCAGGGGAUGGGGAAGCGGGAGAGCGCGACCCUACCAUGUCUCGGGCGGCCCGCGCCGAUCGUGGCGCGGGUGUUGCAGACUCGCAGGGUAUCCGCGCCGACGGAUGUGGGGCCGGAGGGGUGCACCCAGCUUGGGAGGGCGAGGAUCCCGAGAAAGUCGGCGUACGAUGUCUUUGCGGGGCGCAGGGAGAGUGGCCAGGGGUCGUUCGCAUCGGGGGGCGCGGACGAGGGAUGUGACGGAGGCUCGCGGCGCCAGAGUGUGUCCUUCAUGCGUGCGCAGACGCCGAGCGAGAUGAUCGGUAUGGCAUUGACGAAAGAUGCCUGA
This is a messenger RNA of Rhodofomes roseus, 1365 nucleotides long. RefSeq lists its product as uncharacterized. The record is from RefSeq and is a predicted model, not a curated record. Lineage: Eukaryota; Fungi; Basidiomycota; Agaricomycetes; Polyporales; Fomitopsidaceae. Bases 1 to 1365 code for a protein of 454 amino acids. The transcript has 18 exons.